CCCUCCACUUCCGCCGUAGUUGCGCUUAUCUUCUUUGAACAGGAAGUGAAUAGUCCUUUCUGCAUACUCCAACAUGGCCCGAGGACCCAAGAAGCACCUCAAGCGUGUGGCAGCGCCCAAGCAUUGGAUGCUUGAUAAGCUGACCGGAGUAUUUGCUCCUCGUCCCUCCACUGGGCCACACAAGCUCAGGGAAUGCCUGCCCCUCGUCAUUUUCCUGAGGAACCGGCUGAAGUAUGCUCUGACAGGAGAUGAAGUCAAGAAGAUCUGCAUGCAGAGGUUCAUCAAGAUCGACGGCAAGGUCCGCACGGAUAUUACCUAUCCUGCUGGAUUCAUGGAUGUCAUCAGCAUUGAGAAGACCGGUGAGCACUUCCGUCUGAUCUACGAUGUGAAGGGAAGGUUCACCGUCCACCGCAUCACAAAUGAGGAGUCCAAGUACAAGUUGUGCAAAGUGAGGAAGCUUAUCAUUGGCACCAAGGGCAUCCCUCACCUGGUGACCCACGACGCCCGCACCAUCCGUUACCCAGACCCCCUCAUCAAGGUCAAUGACACAGUCCGCAUCGACCUGGCCACGGGGAAAAUCACAGACUUCAUCAAGUUUGACACUGGUAACAUUUGCAUGGUGACUGGUGGCGCUAACUUGGGGCGUAUUGGCGUGAUCGUCAACAGGGAGAGGCAUCCUGGAUCAUUUGACGUUGUGCACGUCAAGGACAGCAGUGGCACCAGCUUUGCCACCAGGCUGUCCAACAUCUUUGUGAUUGGCAAGGGCAACAAGCCAUGGGUGUCCAUUCCUCGUGGCAAGGGUAUCCGUCUCACCAUUGCCGAGGAGAGAGACAAGCGCCUGGCUACCAAGCAGACAACCAGCUAAAUCCUAAAUCUUUGGACUUACCAGCUAUGACAACAUCCGGCUUUUCAAUAAACAGAAAAAAGUGGUAUUUACAA
This is a messenger RNA of Engraulis encrasicolus (European anchovy), 939 nucleotides long. It is a transcript of the gene rps4x, whose product is annotated as ribosomal protein S4 X-linked. Gene Ontology annotation, biological process: translation. Gene Ontology annotation, molecular function: RNA binding; structural constituent of ribosome. The transcript is spliced from 7 exons. Gene Ontology annotation, cellular component: cytosolic small ribosomal subunit; ribosome. Bases 74 to 865 code for a protein of 263 amino acids. The record is from RefSeq and is a predicted model, not a curated record. NCBI's taxonomy places the organism in Eukaryota, Metazoa, Chordata, Actinopteri, Clupeiformes, Engraulidae.